GCAAUGUGAUGGACGAAGAGGUCAAAUCCCUGGGCGUGUUUCUGGCUCUGACGGAUGAUGACUGCACGAGAUUCACGGGACAGCAGGAAAUCAGCGCCGAGUUCGACUUAAGUGUGUACUCGGGGAAGGCGACGUCUACCCUCCUGCAGAAGGGAUCCACUAAAGCAACGUUCACGAAAAAACUUACCGAAGUCGGAUUUGAUAAGUUGGUUCUGCAUACACAGCUGUUCGAUGCCGAGGACAAUUCCAAAACCUUGCGCGAUGACUACAUCACGAUUACGGCCAAUGUUCUCAUGUACACCAAACCAAACAUCGUCCGACUGCCGGAAACUGCAAACUCACUGAAACGCCGCCAGACAUUCGCCGCCAACCAUCUACAACGCCAGGCAAACCUUUUUGCGUCAGAAAAGCAUGCCUUUGCUACGGAUUUUAUCCUGUACUCCAAUGACGGCCAAGAAUUCCGCACCAGUCGCUUUCUGCUGAUGGCGCACUCGCCGGUCUUCGCUGCCAUGCUGACGCACGAUCUUCAGGAAAAGCAACAGUCUCUCUGCAAAUUGGCAGACGUUGAUCCGGAAUGUGUGGAGAUUCUGCUGGAUUUCCUGUACGGCUGUGGCGUUGACAAGAUCACCGCAGCCAAUGCAGAGAAAGCGCUGAUCAUGGCGGAUAAAUACCAGAUGGCAGAUUUGCGACGAGCCUGCGAAGAUGUCCUUCUGGACAGUGUUAACUCCGAGACUGCGGUGCGCUACUUGAUUUUAGCUCAUCAGCGCGGGCUGGACGUGUUGAAGGAGGUGGCGCUGGGAGUCAUUCCGAAAAAUAUGAAGAACGUGCUGACGGCAAAAAACCUGGAGGAGGUGCUGCAGUCGCAUCCGGAUGUGGUGGAGCUGAUUAUGGAGCACUGCUCCAAGCGUAUGCGAACGGCCAAUGAAUAGUGAAUUCGGGUGCACUGGGAUAACAAUUACACCGUAUUUUUCGUGCUAUGUUUUGCCUUGUGUCAGGGUGUUUGUAGGCUGUUCUGAACCACAUUACGUCAUAUACAUGUA
Messenger RNA from Paramacrobiotus metropolitanus, 1040 nucleotides. RefSeq names its product speckle-type POZ protein-like. Bases 9 to 929 code for a protein of 306 amino acids. Gene Ontology annotation, cellular component: nucleus; cytoplasm. The record is from RefSeq and is a predicted model, not a curated record. Gene Ontology annotation, biological process: proteasome-mediated ubiquitin-dependent protein catabolic process; regulation of proteolysis. The transcript has 2 exons. Lineage: Eukaryota; Metazoa; Tardigrada; Eutardigrada; Parachela; Macrobiotidae. Gene Ontology annotation, molecular function: ubiquitin protein ligase binding.